AUGUACCGCACUGUAUCCAUAAGAAUAUAUUUUUUUUUUAUUUCUGUGUACAGUAUCGGCGUGGGAAGGGCACAUUUCGAAAAGCAACCACCGAGCAAUCUGAGAAAAUCCAAUUUCUUUCAUUUUGUGAUCGCACUGUACGACAGGUCUCAGCAGCCAAUUGAAAUCGAACGGACCGCGUUCAUCGGAUUCAUCGAAAAGGAUCAGGAAUCCGAGUCACAGAAGACCAACAACGGUAUUCAGUAUAGACUGCAGCUGUUGUAUGCUAACGGUGUGCGACAAGAACAAGACAUAUACGUGAGGCUCAUCGAUACCGUUACGAAACAGGCCAUCAUUUACGAGGGUCAAGACAAGAAUCCAGAGAUGUGCCGGGUGUUGCUCACGCACGAAGUCAUGUGCAGUCGUUGCUGUGAUAAGAAAAGUUGCGGUAACAGAAACGAAACACCAUCCGAUCCGGUCAUCAUCGACAGGUAAGAUUGAUAAUAAUAUUAUUAUACGAUUUGCGUACGAACAUAAUAUGGCUUUCUAAAGUUUAUGUAUAUGUAUAUGUAUACCUAAGUUUAGUUUCGUGUUAACCACAUAGUGCAUAGGUACAUUAUAUAUAAUACAGAUGUUUUCAGAGUUCCUUUAUUUUAAUAUAUUACAAUAGAUGAUAUAUAGCCAACAGAUAGUAAUAAUAAUAUUAUGUUUUUUCGGCUAUUUAUACGUCCGACCGUCAUGAUGUGUUUGGCAUAAAAAAAAUAGAAAGACUAAUGCUCUCUCACCCUCUUUAUUUUUGGUCGACUUUAGCACUUAGAAAAAAAAAAUCAUUCGUUUCUGUUAUGCUCUCUCUCCCCCAAUACUUUUAUAACGGAAUGGUUUAAAUACCACAAAGAGAUCCGCACACUAAUAAGCCGUCCCAGCGGGUGGGGUGCUUUGAACAAACUUCUGCUCUUUCGCCUUUUAUCUAACGUUGUCCUCCCCCAGAACCAAUUAAAACACCACAAGCGCCCGGUAUUUUUGUUUUAUGUAAUCGGUAAAACGAAAAAAAAACAAAUAUUGUACGCGAUAUCCCGCUAUAAAAACAUAAUUAGUGAUUGAGACUUCAAAGAGCGUCUCCAGAUUGUUUGGGAGAAUUAAAUUACAUGGCAAAAAAAAUCCUGGGUAAUUACUUAAAUGACUAAAGUGAAAAGGUAUUUUGUAUACGAUACUAUUCAUUAUCGAGAUUAAAAUGUGCAAUCAAAAUAAUCAAACAAUUAAGUAUACCUUAAAUUAAAAAGUCAUAAUGUGCAGCUCGACGGGGUUAAAACUUUAUGAGUUAAACAUUACUUUAUGAUAACAUCCCAAAUAUUAUUGCAAUCGACACCGACGUCAGGUAUACCGUAUACCUAUAUUUAAUGCUAAUUAAUAAAAAUGCUUUACAUAACAUGCUUUAUUAACUAUUAUAUUAUAAGAACUUAACAACUUCUUUCGUGGUAAGUUUUGUAAUGG
Acyrthosiphon pisum (pea aphid) is the source of this 1470-nucleotide messenger RNA. RefSeq names its product transcription factor collier-like. Gene Ontology annotation, molecular function: DNA binding. Gene Ontology annotation, biological process: regulation of DNA-templated transcription. The transcript is spliced from 6 exons. The record is from RefSeq and is a predicted model, not a curated record. Lineage: Eukaryota; Metazoa; Arthropoda; Insecta; Hemiptera; Aphididae. The coding region runs from base 1 to 474 and encodes 157 amino acids.